Messenger RNA from Colletotrichum costaricense, 405 nucleotides. RefSeq lists its product as uncharacterized. The transcript is spliced from 3 exons. Bases 1 to 405 code for a protein of 134 amino acids. NCBI's taxonomy places the organism in Eukaryota, Fungi, Ascomycota, Sordariomycetes, Glomerellales, Glomerellaceae. The record is from RefSeq and is a predicted model, not a curated record.
AUGCGCGUCUCCUCUCUCCUCGCUCUCGUCUCGGCCACCCUCGUGGCCACCGCCCCCAGCCCCGUACCCGAGGAUGCCAACUCCUACGUCCUCGCCGGUCCCCUUCCGUACGAGGAGCUGAAGACCGAGGUCGCCAAGCUCAAGUCUGACGGCUCCAACGCCGCCCGCAGUCUCAACAAGCGCAUCUGUGAGGGCGUCUACAUCGUCGGCAUCUACCCUGACUCCUACUGGGUCUCCCGUAUUAGCUCUGUAGGCCCCGACAACGGUGGUUGGUGCGAUUUCUACCAAGCUGGCAGCGGCUGUGACGCCACCAAGGGCUCUCACCAAAUCUUCAGAUACCCCGGCGGCAACCUGGCCAGCGGAAUUGACAACAACAUGGGCUGCUUCUAUUGCAACCCCAACUAA